Molecule: messenger RNA, 1491 nt
Organism: Arxiozyma heterogenica
Lineage: Eukaryota; Fungi; Ascomycota; Saccharomycetes; Saccharomycetales; Saccharomycetaceae
Gene: GSH2
Product: glutathione synthase
Exons: 1
Coding region: 1-1491 (496 amino acids)
Biological process (GO): glutathione biosynthetic process
Cellular component (GO): cytosol
Molecular function (GO): glutathione synthase activity; glutathione binding; ATP binding
Source: RefSeq, a predicted model, not a curated record
AUGAAUAUUACUGGUGCUGCUACAAAUAAAGUGCAACACGGUGAAUUUCCUAGUGUUAGCAAGUCUUUUAUCGAAUCAGAGAUCAUUCCAGAAUUACAGCAAUGGUCUCUGUGUAAUGGGUUAGUCUUAACCUCGAAUGAUGGCAACGGUAAUGUCGCUAAAGUUGCUCCAACAACUGUCUUCCCAACUCCAAUCCCACGUAAAGCUUUCGAACAAGCCAAGCUUUUACAAAAGUCAUUUAAUCAAUUAUAUGCACAGAUCUCGAAUUCAGAAUGGUUGGUUGAAGAAUUAGAACAAUUAGCUGCUGUGGAUCCAGAGUUCACCGGCAAAUUGUUUAAACUUUUUAAAGAAUACACCUUAAAAUCUAAACAAACAACUAAAUUCGGUAUCUUUAGAUCAGAUUACUUGGUUGACCGAAAAUCUCAGUCUAUCAAACAAGUCGAAUUUAACACUGUAUCUGUUUCAUUCCCAGGUUUAUCUAGUAAAGUUGGAGAAUUGCAUUCAUUCUUAAAUGCUAUGGGUAAAUACGAUAACAAGGGGGAUCCAUUUUAUCAAGCAGGAGAAUUGCAUGUCUCAGAAUCAAUCGUCUUUGUGGUUAGAGGUAUUGCAAGUGCUAUGAAUCUUUAUCAAGUGGAUACUUCGAAUAAAGUUAGAGAACAAGAUGAUAAAAUUGUUUUGUUUGUUGUUGAAGAAAAUGAAUCUAAUUUAUAUGAUCAAAAAUUGAUUGAAUAUAAUUUAUUGAAAAUUUAUGGUAUUAAUUCUGUUAGAUGUCCAUUUAAAGAUAUCAAAACUCACUUUGAAUAUAGUACCGAGAAUAAAAGGUUGAUUCAUAAAACAACUAACCGCGAAGUUGGUGUUGUUUACUACAGAACAGGAUAUGAUCUCGCUGAUUAUAUUGAUACUUCGGCAUGGGAAACUCGUGGUUUCUUGGAAGAAUCAUAUGCUAUUAAAGCACCAGAUUUAUCCAUUCAAUUAGCUGGGGCAAAGAAGAUUCAACAAUCUUUGACUAGGGAAUCCAUCAUAUCUAAAUAUGUCGAUGAUUCUAUUGUCAAGAAGCAAUUGAUGGAGACAUUUGUUAAGAUUUACCCAUUGGAUGAUUCUUCAGAAGGUUUGAAAGGUCAAAAAUUGGUAAUGGAAACUCCAGAAAACUAUGUUUUGAAACCACAAAGAGAAGGUGGCGGUCAUAAUGUUUAUAAAAAAGAUAUUCCUGAAUUCUUAAACAAAUUACCAAAGGAACAAUGGAAGGCAUACAUUUUAAUGGAAAUUAUUGAUACUGCUUCUAGAAAGGAAAACUACAUUGUUCGUGAUGGUAAAUUAUCUAGUGAACCAAUUAUUAGUGAAUUGGGUAUCUAUGGUACCAUUGUCUUCGAUAAAAAUCAUAUUUCUAAGAAUGAUUAUAGUGGUUCUUUAUUAAGAUCCAAAUUAAUGACUUCUAACGAAGGUGGUGUUGUUGCAGGUUAUGGUUGUAUUGACAGUAUGUAUUUGUUCUAA